Messenger RNA from Pseudoliparis swirei, 2544 nucleotides. Its product is annotated as kelch-like protein 41b. NCBI's taxonomy places the organism in Eukaryota, Metazoa, Chordata, Actinopteri, Perciformes, Liparidae. Gene Ontology annotation, molecular function: protein binding. Bases 386 to 2200 code for a protein of 604 amino acids. The record is from RefSeq and is a predicted model, not a curated record. The transcript has 6 exons.
GGCCGCUCUAAAUAUUGCUCCCUGUCAUAGGUACAGCUUGUGGACGAGCUAUUCAGGGCUUUGACGGCAUUGUCUCCGGUCGUCGGCCACAUGACCCUGUGGGGGCUGAAUCUCGACGGCCCGAGCAGCCAGUUGCUUCCUUCAGUCUGUGGCAGCAGCUGCUCGAGCCGAGGCCUUCGCUGCGAUUUGGCCCAGUCGGAUUCCAGUGGAGCUGAAGCAGGCAGAGGGAGCUAUAUUUAGAGAGGGACGGGAUUAAAUUGCUGGGUCUUCACUCUGAGAACCUCUCUUGUGUUCUGCCUUUUCCAACCAGGACCGACUUGCCACGAGGACCCGUGGCCGCCCCGUCUCCUUCCACUCUCCACAGACCCCCUUUUGUCCGCCCGCCAUGGACCCCAACGCCAUGAAGGAGGAGCUGCGCCUUUUCCAGAGCACCCUGCUCCAGGACGGGCUGAAGGAGCUGCUGAAUGAGAACAGGUUUGUGGACUGCACCCUGAAGGUGGGCGACCGCAGCUUCCCCUGCCACCGGCUGAUCAUGGCCGCCUGCAGCCCUUACUUCAGGGAGAUCUUCUUCACCGAGGAUGGGAAGGAGAUGGAGAACACCAAGGAGGUGGUCCUGGAGGAUGUCGACCCGGCCAUCCUGGACAUGGUCGUCCAGUACCUCUACUCGGCCGAGAUUGACCUCACCGAUGACAACGUCCAGGAUAUAAUCGCUGUGGCGAACAGAUUUCAGAUCCCUUCUGUGUUUACGGUGUGCGUCAACUACCUCCAGAAGAAGUUGUCUGUGAGCAACUGCCUUGCCAUCUUCCGGAUGGGCUUGGUGCUCAGCUGCCACAGGCUCGCCUCGGCCGCGCGCACCUACAUCGCCGACCGCUUCGAACUCCUCUACCAAAAAGACGAGUUCCUCCAGCUCGCCGCCCACGAGCUGUUCGCCGUCAUCGGCGGAGACUCUCUGAACGUGGAGAAGGAGGAGCUGGUGUUCGAGGCGGUCAUGGCCUGGGUCCGCCACGACAAGGAGCGCGUCAAGGUCCUGAAGGACGCGUUCAACUGCAUCCGCUUCCGCCUGCUGCCGGAGAAGUACUUCAAAGACAAAGUGGAGACCGACGAGCUCGUCAAGGCCGACCCGGAGCUCCAGGAGACGAUCCGGGUCGUCAGGGAGGCCUUCGAGGGAAAGCUACCGGAGACGCCCAAGGCGAAGGAGGCGGAGGAGGGGGAGGAGGGCGCAGCAGCGGAAGACAGCCCGUUCCCCGGCUUCCUGAACGACAACCGGCGACAGGGCAUGUACACGCGCGAGUUCAUCGUCAUGAUCAACGACGCGGCGGCGGUGGCGUACGACGUCGGCGAGAACGAGUGCUUCCUGGCGGCCGUGUCGGAGCAGGUGCCGCGGAACCACGUCAGCCUGGCGUCGCAGAGGAACCAGCUCUACCUGCUGGGGGGACUGUUUCAGGACGAGGACGACACGGCGUGUCCCUUGCAGUGUUACUUCUUCGUGUUGGACGCACUCACAUCCGACUGGGUCGCCCUGCCGCCGAUGCCUUCCCCCCGAUGCCUCUUCAGCAUCGGAGAGAGCGACAACCUGCUGUUCGCCGUGGCGGGAAAAGACCUCCAGAGCAACGAGUCUCUGGACACUGUGAUGUGCUACGACGUUGAGAAGAUGAGGUGGAGUGAGACCAAAAAGGUUCCUCUGAAGGUCCACGGCCACGCCGUCGUCUCCCACAAGGGAACGAUCUACUGCAUCGGAGGAAAGACGGACGACAACAAAGCCCUCAACAAGAUGUUUGCGUACAACCACAAGCAGUCGGAGUGGAGGGAGCUGGCGGCCAUGAAGACGCCCAGAGCCAUGUUCGGCUCCGUGGUGUACGGCGGCCGCAUCGUGGUGGCCGGCGGCGUCAACGAGGACGGCCUCACCGCUCUGAGUGAAGCCUACGACUUCACGGCAAACAAGUGGGAGCCCUUCGUGGACUUCCCCCAGGAGAGGAGCUCCGUCAGCCUGCUGAGCAGCGGCGGCUCGCUGUACGCCGUGGGCGGCUUCGCCAUGGCGGAGACGGAGAGCAAGGAGGUGGCGCCCACAGAGGUCACCGACAUCUGGAAGUACGAGGACGAUCAGAAGCAGUGGGGCGGGAUGUUGAGGGAGAUGCGCUACGCUGCCGGCUCCUCCUGCGUGUCCAUGCGCCUCAACGCCGCCCGGAUGCCCAAACUGUAGACACAACUAUGUUCUUUCUUCCUCUCUUAACCCCCCCCCCCCUCUCCCUCUCUUCCUCCUCCUCCUCCUCCUCCUCCAUCCAACACCACCUCCUGCCCCAGCGAGCUGCCUCCGAGGCGUCUCAUCCUCUGCACUCAGAUUUGUGUGUCGAGUUGACCUUUGACAUUCAUUUUUCUCUGAACUCCGAUGAUUUCUAUAAACACUCGCCGCCUGCUGCUGCUUCAAAGACUGCACCCUCCCCACGGUGUCAAAGAAAGAAAGAAACCAUUUACAUUGACCUAUAAAGCUGUUUACAGCAUAUCUAGCAUUUCCUUCUUUUGUAAAAUAAACAUUUGUAAACUUCU